AGCUCAGACUUCAAUAAGCAGUUGAAGAGAGUUCCUCCAUUAAUCUCUUUUUAAGUCCUAUCUAUUACUUACUUGGUUGAAGUCAUGGCCACAGAUGAGAGAGCAGGAGCUGAAAUUACCCGAGGAAGGGAAGCCUGUGAUCGAUUUUCAGCUGAGCUGAUGAAAGAGCUUGGAUUCCCAAGUGGUGUCCUUCCCAUGGGAGAGCUUGAAGAAUGCGGGAGGGUCAGAUCCACUGGCUUUGUGUGGUGGAAAUGCAAAGCUGCUUAUGAGCACUUUAAUGUGGCAACCAAUACCAAGAACAGCUAUGCUGCUGAGACCACUGCGUAUGUUGAGAAGGGGAGGAUGAAGAAGAUGACAGGAUGCAAGGCUAGGCAGAUGAUGCUGUGGGUUCCUAUAGUGGAGAUGUACCUAGAUGGUAACAAGAUCUCCUUCAAGUCAUCCAUGGGGGUGGGCAAGUCCUUCCCCAUCAUCUCUUUUAUGAAUGAAGAAGAAAAGAAGGCUUAUCUCCAACAAAAUGGUGCAGCAAAGUAGUAAACCAGACUCUACUUUCCUUCAGUAGUGACAUAGUAAGGAUUAGUAGUCCCUGAAGGUCCUUAAUUAUCAUUCCGAUCCCCUCUUUAUCAGCUAUAUGUAUUGAGUUCCUUAUAUAUUUAUGUCACUUUGUAUCCCUAAAUCAUGAUCACUUCAUGACCCAAUAAUACCUUGAUGAACUGUAAGAUUUAAAGCCAGAGGCACAAGCUUAUCAUUGGAUUUCACUAA
Molecule: messenger RNA, 759 nt
Organism: Macadamia integrifolia
Lineage: Eukaryota; Viridiplantae; Streptophyta; Magnoliopsida; Proteales; Proteaceae
Exons: 1
Coding region: 85-531 (148 amino acids)
Source: RefSeq, a predicted model, not a curated record